AUGAGCAACUGUCACACGUGGAACAACGUUGGACCGUUGCCCUGCCUACAGGCUAUACCACCGACACCCGCUCCGUUGCCCUUAGGCAAUAACCAUGUUUUUGGACAAGUCUAUCAAAUAUUUGCUACAAAUGCCAUGCCGAAUGUCCUUACCCCACAAACUGAUUGUGUACAGUACAAUAAGCUGAUGCAUGGAUUGUCAUGGACUGCAUAUCAGUCCCAGCAAAUAUCAGCGCCACUAACACAGAAUCUACCGCUCGUACCGCCCCAUAUUUCUAACUCUGUCAUGUCUCGCCUGCAUCGAAAUCGUGGAUUUCAUCCUUUUCUACCGAAGGUAGUCUGGACUCCUUCGCCUCCUAAGAUAGUCUGGCCUCCACGUCGUCCAACUCCUCCUCCAGAAAGUGAGGGAGCAUUUUCAGAUAAGGAACCAACGAUUGAUUCAUUAAGAAUGAUAUCACCGGAUGUGCCAUUGAUAUUACCGAAAAAUGCGAAUGGACCGGAAAAGGAAAGCACUUCGAUCAACAUAUUUCGCAUGAUACUGGAGGAAGACCAACAUAUCAGACCGCAGCUACCAGUUGUAGAUUUGGAAGAAGAGAUUAUUACGACUAGCUCUGGAAAAGUUGUCAUAGAAAGUCCGGCUCCGAAAAAGAGGAAAGAAGAAAGUGACGACUGCGUUAUUCUGGACGACAUUGACGAGGGUCCUUCUUCUAGUACACCCAGAGCUUUCGAAUUUGCUAGGCCAGAAAAAGUAAAAAAGCCUUGGACCCGCCGCGACUCGAAGUUACCCUGGAACCCCCUAGAGGCCACAUUUCACGUACCUGAACCAGGUCUGCUUUCAGAAAAAGUAAAAAAGCCUGGAACCCGACGCGAUUCGAGAUUGCCCUGGAAUCCUCUUGAAGCUACCUUUCACGUUCCCGAAGCAGGCUCUAGCUCAGGAUCAUCAUCUAUGGAGAAAGUAGUCGAUCUUACCAUCGAAGAAGAAAAUACUACUGAAACAACAACAACAACAACAAAUAAUAAUAAUAAGACGCUGCGUGAUGUUUUGGAAAAUCUUUGCAUUCCUGCAAGUCCUCCAGAAGAAGGCGAACUUACUGAAAGUUCCGAUGAUGUAGAAACAGGAGAUGAUUGUGUGAUUGAAGUAACAAGCGAAGAUGAUCUACAACUGACAUUACGAUCGCAAGAAGAGGGAGAUGUCAUCGAUUUGACAGCUGAGAAAGAGUUCUCCGACAGUGAAGUGGUAUGUAUGGAGGAUUUGACAGUUGUAGAUGAGGAGGAAGUUACAGUCAUCCAGCGGGACGAUGUGGUCACGAAGACGACUAAAAAGAAGACCAAAAAGCGUCUGUCUACCAAGACAUCGACACGCGGUGGGAUGAGUCGAAAACCAGCGGAUGAAGAUGCCUUAUCGAGAAGCACCAAACAGCUCACGGGUGUGACACCUAGAUAUUGGGAGAAGUUUACGGCAGCUCCACAACCGUCAAGUAGCAAUGCGGAAUUCCGAGUUUGCAGCUAUAACGUGCUUUGUGAUCUGACGACGAAGAAGACCAUGUAUCUUUAUAGGCAUUUGAGUGAUGACGAAAGUGCACUGUCAUGGGAACAUCGUUGGCCUCUAUUGGAACAAGAAUUGCUACGUCUUAAUGCUGAUGUAUAUGGUUUGCAAGAAGUUCAGCACGAUCAUUACGAUUCGCAUUUUCGGCCUGCUAUGGCUAAGGUUGGUUAUUUUACUUACUAUAAACAACGCACAAACGGUUUGAGUGACGGAUGCGCAGUGUUUGUGAGAAAAUCCAAGUUUGAUGUUGUUCGCUAUAGAAUCGUGGAAUAUUUUGUAGCUAAUGGUACAACAAUGGACAGAGAUCAAAUAGGACAAAUUCUACAACUACGGUGCAAGAAAACGGGUCAAGAAAUAAUCUAUGCCAAUACACACCUAUUGUAUAAUUCAGCUCGGGGAGAUAUCAAACUAGGGCAGCUAGCUAUGCUUAUUGCAAAUAUACAAGAUAUUUUGAAAGAAAACCGUUGUCCUGUGAUCAUAAAUGGUGAUUUCAACAUCGAGCCACUUUCAUAUGUUUAUACAUUCGUCAGCGAAUCGAGUGUUUACCUGAGAGGUCUUCCACGUAACGAAUUAUCGGGACAGGGGCAAACGGGUGGCCCUUGCGUAAAUGCGGAGAAGAUUCUACCGCCUGCUUCUAAAGUCGGAAGGGACAGCAUGUUUGUCGAUCCAAAGGCACCUCGAAAAGUUGCUGCCGAUUACUUUACCCACCCAUUGCGUUUAGCAUCAGUGUAUCAUCAUUUUGUAGAGGAUGGCAAGAAAGAAAUUUCCACUUACCACAGAGAGGCAGCCAAUCCUGAUUUCAUCUUUUACACAAUAGAAAAGAAGAAAAUCCUGGACAAGGUAACGCAAGUAUACGAAGUUCCGGAGCUUCGGCUUCUUCGCCGAUUGAGCUUGCCUGAUCGUGAAACUCUUGAGAAUACAUUAGGCCCAUGGCCAAAUCCUUACGUACCCAGUGACCACAUUCCGCUAGUUGCAGAUUUUGUGCUGACAAAGUCUCAGAAGAAAAGGAAAUAGAUUUGCUUAAUAGUUGGGAAAUUUUGAUUGUGAUGAGGAUCUCGUGAUAACGCUCUUAGCCUUAUAAACAUUUUUUUUUUUGAUUGCUGUAUAUUUUCUGCCGUUUUAUUUUUUGAUUGUUUUCAUUGUCUCAGUACAUGCUUUUGAUAAUCAAUUAGAAAGCGAUUAGCGUGAAAAAUUUGAUUAUCCGAUAUCUAUCACUAAUGAUUGUACACCUCAUAUGAUUUGCCUUUGUAUAAUGCUCCUUUUAUCUGCACAACUUUACUGUCAGGUUCUCGCUGUCGUCUAGAUUGGCUUCAAAUGGUUCUCGUAUAGCUUAAGUAUCUACUUCUGAUAUCUACUUGUUUCUCGGUAGGACCGAUACUAUAUGUUAUUAGAGGUUUUU
Cylicocyclus nassatus is the source of this 2944-nucleotide messenger RNA. Lineage: Eukaryota; Metazoa; Nematoda; Chromadorea; Rhabditida; Strongylidae. The record is from the annotation of a GenBank genome assembly.